Priapulus caudatus is the source of this 1053-nucleotide messenger RNA. RefSeq lists its product as uncharacterized. NCBI's taxonomy places the organism in Eukaryota, Metazoa, Priapulida, Priapulimorpha, Priapulimorphida, Priapulidae. The record is from RefSeq and is a predicted model, not a curated record. The transcript is spliced from 2 exons. The coding region runs from base 27 to 986 and encodes 319 amino acids.
UCACGACCGACGUCAACCCCGAUCUCAUGGCGCUGUGCGAACCCGAUGGACCGACCCCGUGCUGCCACGAGGGCCGCUGCAGGAACAUGGCGGCUGCCGAAUGCCGAUGCGAGAGCGGCAAUUGUUUCGAUCUCAGACGCGAGAUAUUGGCCGAGCUCGCGUACUGGCAGCCGCGGGAGAGCACGUGUAAGAUGCAGAGAUUCUCACCGCGCAAAGCCUGCACGCUGCUGCGCGUCAACGGCGUUCGUUUGGUCGUCAUGGGAGACUCGAUGCUGAGGAAGAUGUAUCAGGCUCUGAUGAUCAUCCUGCGAGACAACGCGCUGACGGGAUCACUCGCCGUCAACACACCACCAGAAAUCACCACAGAGUGCCAAGGUCAGGCGCAGUUCACUCGAACCAUUUGUGGCAAAAUGCAUCUCGCCUCUUCCAGCCGCCAUCUUCCUUCGACAGACUUUUGCCAGAAUAUCAAGAUGGCCGCCAGCGACAGACACUUCGGCGUCGAAUUCGUCAGCGCGCAGAACACGUCGACCGCCGACGUCGCUCUCGCAACGGCUCGUUCCUUGCUCCGCCGCAAGGGGUCGCUGCUCGUACUCGGCAUCGGCUUUCACGACCACUGCAACGCGGCGCGCGUCAUCGAACAAUACCUGACGCCGGUCGUCGCCGAGGUGCGAACGCACGGGCAGGGUUGGCCAAAACUGCUGUGGGUGUCCGUCGAUCACCCGGGUCUGCUGAAACCGCUGCCCUACCGUCGACUGCAGGGCAUCGAGCGCUGCGGUCCUUUCUCGCAGAAGAUCGCGCGCUAUCUCGCGAGAUUCGAGGUGCCGGUGCUGAACACGGUCGAGUUGACGAGUGACGUCAGUAGUUACGACGGCACGCACUACGCACACGGCGUGAAUGACGUCAAGGUGCAGAUUCUGCUCAAUUACGUGCUGGAGCUGUUCUUAAAGAUGCGCAGACGAACGCAGGCCGCGCGCGUUACUCACUAACACGCAGCUACACGCACACACACACACACACACACACACACACACACACACACACACACACACACAC